Molecule: messenger RNA, 1665 nt
Organism: Nelumbo nucifera (sacred lotus)
Lineage: Eukaryota; Viridiplantae; Streptophyta; Magnoliopsida; Proteales; Nelumbonaceae
Biological process (GO): vesicle-mediated transport
Cellular component (GO): membrane; Golgi apparatus
Molecular function (GO): small GTPase binding
Source: RefSeq, a predicted model, not a curated record
AGUCUCCAGAUCUGCUGCUCGCGAGUCACAGACCGGCGUGUUCACUCGUGAUUGGAUACUUAGCCCGUUAUACACACUGCUGUGAGCAGCAGAUCCUGACGCGRAGAACAGAGACACGAGGUCCCUAUUGAACUCAAUCUUUUUUCUCCCUUGUUGUUACUUUAACAGAACGAAAAGUGAAUGUAGUAGGGCAGGUUUCGCGGUUUCGGAAUCAGUGGCGAUCUGAAGCCGAGAUUACGUUUUUCUUGUUGCAUGCUAAGAGCGACCUUCUCCUUUUGAUUAUCCGCCAUGGACGAAUCUUUCACCAGCCUUCCUUCCAGUCACUUGCUAGGUUCAGUUCCUGCUGUAGUCAGUGAAGAGAAAAAGCCAACCAACCACGAGGUUCCUGAAGCAAAGUUGCAAAUAUUUCCUCCUGCCAACAGAGCUGAUAGAGGGCAUGGGUAUCAAGCUCUAGAUGAUAGCCCAAAUGGUGGAGAUGAACAACCAGCAACAAACAAUUGGAAGGGAGUGCUUAGCAUCUCGUCAUACAAGCAAUAUUUUAAUGUGGAUACUGAUAUUGUUGUUGAUAGAAUUAUCAGUUCAUUGAAUCCCACCAGUGGAAAUUUUUUUGACAAGAUUGAGACUAAUCCUGAUCUUUAUGGGAUGGUUUGGAUCUCCACCACAUUGGUUUUUUUGCUUGCCUCACUUGGAAAUUGUGCCACUUACCUGAUGCAAAAACGGAGUAGUAAUAGCACUUCAUGGAGCUUUGAUGUCAGUUAUGUCAACUUGGCUGCAUGUGUGCUGUAUGGUUAUGCACUCGUGGUGCCAGUAGCAUUUUACUUCUUGCUUCAGUAUCUUGGAUCAAAUGCAAGCCUUUUACGCUUCUGGUGCAUGUGGGGAUAUUCCCUCUUCAUCUUUAUUCCCACCUCUUUUCUAUUGAUUAUUCCAGUGGAGUUUAUCAGAUGGAUAAUCAUAAUUCUCACUGCUGCGGCAUCAUCUACCUUUGUUGCUCUGAAUCUCAAAUCUUAUAUACAGGGGAAUGAUCUUAUGCUGGUGGUGGUUGCAUCAUUUGCUUUGCAAGUUGCCAUGGCAUUGUUCAUCAAGAUCUCGUUUUUCCCAUAAGCCUCAGUAAUUGGCAUCCUUGUCUACGAGUUAAUGUGAGAGCCUAAGUUAUGUAUAUAAUGCGUUCCUUUCGGAUUACAAUGUUAUAGAUGUGAUUAUGCAUACUUUGUUUUUUGGCCACUAUGAAGUACAUCAAAAGACGGAUGCUUGUAUGGAGACGGUCCCCUAUGUCCAACUAGGAUUUGAUCAUUUGUUUGUGCUUAUGUACAGAACGUUUGAUGAAGUGUGGGAUGGCAAAACUAUACUUUGAGGAAGAUGAGUUAUGAAGAGGAUCUUUUCUAGUAAUAAUUUAGGGAGAAGGAAUUGCAAUUCGAUGAAGGAUGGGAAUGUAAAAAAAUGAGUGCUCUAGCAAUAUCUCCACGGGAGUGUGUUACUGUUGAUCUGAAUGGUUGAAGAAUCUGAUAGCUUGUAGCUUCUAGACUUUUCAGUGUUUGAGAAGAAGAAAUGAUAUCAAAUCUGGUAUAAACUUUGGUGCUAUUUUAGUUUUUAUGUUUUAAGUUUUAACCACUUGCAUGUAUAUAAUUUAUAAAGAAUUUGAACCCAUAACUUUUCGUUCUUCCUGUA